AGGACAUGUAUCAGACACGUGAGAGCAGGUGCCCGUAUUGACAGAAAGGAGGCAAUGGAACUGAGGAUUGGGGAUGUCAUCGAGCCACAAUCAACAAAAACCGAAGCAAACCAAACCAAACCAAACACCCCGAACAGAAGAGCUGUCCAUGGGCCAGUGUUGAUGUGCUCUGAACUAAGGAGUACGAUUACAAUCCGAGGUACAAAAUAAUAACUAAGAAAAAAUAUUACAAAACCAAAAUCAAUUGUGAAGGAUGUCACGCAGAACGCUCCGUAAGGGCACAAGCCUGAGACCAGAGGCUGUGACCGUCUCCAUCACUCCAACGCUGCGGUGGCCACUUUCCGACACAGGACCCUCACGCACAGGACCCACUCAGCCGCCGGGAAGUGCGCAUGUGCGCGGUGAGGCCUUUCCCGCUUCCCGUCGCUUCCCUUUCGGCCUCAGCCCCACCCACAGCCGACGCCAUUGUUUCCGGUACGGUGCAGGAACAGCCCGAGCGUUUCGGGGCCCGACUUCUCUGGCCCUCCCACUUCUGCCGCGCUCCUGCGGUUGUCUCAGUCGCUGGGGAAGGUAGUUACCAAUAAAGUUUUUCUGUUUCAAAGCCGGGCCGAUUGGGCGGGGCGCCUUCCCCUUGCCCGUUGUCCGCAGUUCCUCUGGCUACAGGCAGUGAGCUUCUGGGCGUCAUGGCCAGGGGCCGCCGCGGCCGGGCGGGUAUGAGACCGCCUUUCGCUGCCCGCGCGCUCCCGGGGCUUCUGGGCCCGCCUGCGUCCGCCUCAGUCUGAGCGCAGUCCCUCCACGCCCACGGGCCGCCUCGCGCCGGACCCCAUGGCUUCCGAGGCGCCGUCUUCUUCGUUGUCACCAUCGCCACCCACCUCUCCCGAGCCUGAACUGGCCCACUUGAGGCGGAAGGUGGAGAAGUUGGAACGCGAGCUGCGGAGCUGCAAGCGGCAGGUGCGGGAGAUCGAGAAGCUGCUGCACCACACGGAGCGUCUGUACCAGAGCGCCGAGAGCAACAACCAGGAGCUCCGCACCCAGGUAGAAGAGCUCAGUAAAAUACUCCAUUGUGGGAGAAAUGAAGAUAGUAAAAAGUCUGAUGUAGAAGUACAAACAGAGAACCACCCGCCUUGGUCAAUCUCAGACUAUUAUUAUCAGACAUACUAUAAGGAUAUUAGUCUUCCAAAUAAAGUGACUGAACUCUCUGUUCAUCAAGAUCAGGAUAUCAAAGCUUCUACUUGCAAUUCUAAAGACCAGUCACAAAUAGAAAGUGAUACUUACACUGGUACUGAUAUAACGGAAAAGGUUGAAUGUGGACAAGAGGACCAUUUUGCCUCAAAUUCACAGGAGCCAGCAUCUGCAUUAGCAACAGAAGAUACAUCUUUAGAAGGUUCAUCACUAGCUGAAAGUUUGAGAGCUGCAGCAGAAGCUGCUGUAUCACAGACUGGAUUUAGUUAUGAUGAGAAUACUGGACUGUAUUUUGACCACAGCACUGGUUUCUAUUAUGAUUCUGAAAAUCAACUGUAUUAUGACCCUUCCACUGGAAUUUAUUACUACUGUGAUGUGGAAAGUGGUCGAUAUCAAUUUCAUUCUCGAGUAGAUCUGCAACCUUAUCAGACUUCUGGCACAAAACAAAGUAAAGAUAAAAAGUUGAAGAAGAGAAGAAAGGAUCCAGAUUCUUCUACAACAAAUGAGGAAAAGGAUUUGAAUUCAGAAGAUCAAAAAACAUCCAGUGUGGACCAUAUAAGCUGCAGUGAGGGAGACGAUUUUGCAAAUGUGAAAAAGAAGGCCAAGAUAGACCUUCAUUACAAAAAUAGUUCCCCUAAAUUCACUGUUCCAGUUAGCGGAAAGACUAGAGAAUCUCCUCUUAAUGAAAACAUCUACAAUUCGACUUCAUUUAAAGAUGAGAAAAUCAUAGAGACUGAUAGCGAGCCAGAAGAAGGUGAAAUUACAGACUCUCAGACCGAGGACAGUUAUGACGAAGACAUUACCAGUGAAGACAAUGUAACUGCAGAAGACACUGAGGAUGAAGAUGAAGAAAAAAUUUGGCCGCCAUGUAUUAGAGUAAUUGUUAUUAGAUCACCAGUGUUGCAGACAGGCUCACUUUUUAUUAUUACAGCUGUAAACCCUGCUACAAUUGGAAGAGAAAAAGAUAUGGAGCAUACUCUCCGAAUCCCUGAAGUUGGUGUCAGUAAGUUUCAUGCAGAAAUUUAUUUCGACCAUGACUUACAAAGUUAUGUCCUUGUGGAUCAAGGCAGUCAAAAUGGUACAGUUGUUAAUGGAAAGCAGAUUCUUCAGCCUAAAACUAAAUGUGACCCUUACGUACUUGAGCAUGGAGAUGAAGUAAAAAUUGGAGAAACGGUGUUGUCCUUUCACAUACACCCUGGCAGUGACACCUGCGAUGGCUGUGAACCAGGGCAGGUUAGAGCUCACCUUCGUCUUGAUAAGAAAGAUGAAUCUUUUGCUGGUCCAGCACUGAGCAAGGAGGAAAAAGAGUUGGAAAGGAGAAAAGAACUAAAGAAAAUACGAGUAAAAUAUGGUUUGCAGAAUACAGACUAUGAAGAUGAAAAGGCAUUGAAGAAUCCAAAAUAUAAAGAUAGAGCUGGGAAACGUAGGGAGCAGAUUGGAAGUGAAGGAACUUUCCAAAGAGACGAUGCUCCUGCAUCUGUUCAUUCUGAAAUUACUGACAGCAACAAAGGUCGGAAGAUGUUAGAGAAGAUGGGUUGGAAAAAAGGAGAGGGCCUAGGGAAAGACGGUGGAGGAAUGAAAACUCCGAUCCAGCUCCAGCUUCGGCGAACACAUGCAGGCCUGGGGACAGGCAAACCAUCCUCAAUUGAAGAUGUUCACCUUCUCCAAAACAAGAGCAAGAAGAACUGGGAGAAAGCACGAGAGAGGUUUGCUGAAAACUUCCCAGAAACUAAACCUCAAAAAGAUGCACCAGGGACCGUGCCUUGGGUCAAAGGGACUGUAGAGUGAAGGUCAGUCAUAGUACACACUUCAAGCUUUUUUACAAAAAGAGUCUGGAAACUCUUUUAUUUUAUUGCAGAACUUUUCCCUCCAAAAGGGCCAGUGGCAUGAGGGAACUGUAUCACCAUUCACCCCCUCAUGAUUCAUAAGUGUAUAAUAAAGUGUGGUUUGCAGCUUUUAAAAAAACAUUUUUUGAAACUAAUAAAUAGUGACUGAGUCAAGUUAUUUGGUGAGUGCAUUAAAGUUCACAGGGCAUGGAUGAGCUUAUCAAACUUUGUUAUUUUAUCUUGUCAUUUCCAAGACCGACAUAAGUAACUAGCCAUAUAGGCAAAAUUCAUAUAUCCACUAGUGACUUAAAUGUACAUUUGUCUUUGUAUCCAUAUAUUCAUUAUUGUAAGGUGUGCAACAAGAAAACAUCAAAAGUUUAUAAAAACAAUUCUGACUAUAUACAUUCUUGUUUCAUGCCCUUUAGAACUUAGAUAAAAAUGUUGAGAAAACAUGGAUAGUGGUGCAUAAAUUUUAUUAUCCUUGAAAUAACAUAAGUAAUAUUAUUGAAGAACUAAUGAACAGGUGACAUGUUGUAGAAAAUUAGUCUUUCAUUGUUUUCUUCUGUGAAGAAUCUGUUGACUUGUACUAUGUAUUAAGCAUUGACCUUUGGUUUGUUUCAUAGCUGAAAUAUUUAGAUAUGAACAAUUGAGUAAAAUAUUGAACUAUUCAAUAUGCUGGCAUUUGUAGUUUUGAUAAAUCCCAUUGCUGGCAAUGGAGUUGUGCCAGAGAAACCUGAUUUCUACUGCAAACACAUUACCUAGCCAAGGCCUCAAACUCAAGAUAUGUACUGAAAGUGUCCUAAAAUGCAGUAAAAACAUUAUAACAUCAAAGAGAGUCAUUGACUGAACCAAUGAUUUGAACAUACUGGUCUGCUUUUAACUCAGGACCAGCCAGAAUUUUCCUUUUUAAAUUGACAGAGCAAUAACAGAAGGAUAACCUCAAAUACUGGAGAGCUGCAAUGCCAUGUUCUGAACGCAGGUGUCACUGCUCUCUGCCGGUCACCACUAUUCUUGUCUGUUUAAUUUUGCUCUCAGCUUUUUCUGGGAACUUAAUGCUGGAACUGACCCUUUUCUGGCAGUGACUAUAAGCUAUAUGUGUUCAAGAUUUAGAAUAGGAAAGGAAAAUUCUGAAAAAAAUUAUACAUUAGGGAGGAUAAUUUAGAAAGAAAGGCUACCUGUUAGAAUUUCUAGUCUAGGUGGUACAGGGUACCUUGAAAGAAAAGAGAGUGAGGAAAGAAAAUUUAUUACUAAAGAUGAGUCAUCUGACCAAAUUGUCAUGUUCCUAUAGGCCUAAGAUGGGAUAAUCAGAGGUCCUAGAACUGCAGACCUGGAUAAAGUAUUUUUCUGUAUCCUUCCUGACCCUAACACAUGUACUUUAGACUUGGAGGCAACAGGAUUUUCCUGCAUUAUUUUAUCCAAAAUAUAAAAAAUUAUCUAAAUGUGGUUUUGGUACUGGUGCUCUAUAUAUAGGUAAUACAGGACUCCCAAAGUCAACUUCGCUUCUGGUAGAUCUCACUCACUGGGUUAGUACACAACUAUCUGUAUAAUAGUUCCCAUUUUUAUUAUUGGAUUGCAGAAAACUUUUUUCAUUGUUUUCUUUUGUUAAGAAAAUGGAAACUUGAAAAUGGUGAUAAAAAUUGAAAUAUAUGUGAUAUUUGCAUUAUUAAAACCCUUUGCAGAUCUAAAGUCUCAGGGCUACACUAUAUAGUGGUUAAAGCACUGAAUAAUGUCUGGGUCUAUUUCCAACUGUGAAAUAAGAAUAAUAUUUAUCUCACAUGUCUGUCUUGAAUAGAAAAAUAGAAAAUGUAUAUAAAAGCACUUGGGAAACUGUAAAAGUAGUACAAAUGUGAGCUUCUAUUUGUUUAGAAGCAUAGAUGUGAAUUAUGUACAGUUUGGAUUACACAUAAAAUUGUUUUGUGUCAGUAUUUUAAAUUUUAGUUUAUUCACACAGUAUAAAUUUAUUAAUUUAAUAGCCUUUAAGUGUUUACUUUAAGCGGAGCUACAAGUUGUUGAAUUUGAGAAAUCUAACAUCUUAUAUUUUUGCCAGAAUAUGAGAAGCUGGCAAAAUUAAGAACGGAAGAAACUUAUCAGCAUUAGAAUAAAAUAACAGAAAUUGUUUUCUAGAAUUAAAUAGCUAGGAAGUACUUUUUCUCAGGAUUUUUUUUUUCUGCUUUUAGAACAAUUUUUACUUGUGAUGUUUCAUUUUUAUUCUAGUUGUGAACUUAAGAAAAGUAAUGGCUCACCCAAAUCAAAUACCUUCCAACUUUUCAUGUAAAGAUUAUUUCUAAUUGGUACAUUUUCAAAUUGCAGGCAAAAGAAGAUAGAAAUCUCAAACAAGGGAAAGCAAGAGGUGUCAGAGAUUUUGUACAAAGGCCAUCCUGUCAAGUUGCAGGACAGAGGGAUGUGCUUGGCAGGGAGCCAGAAAGGCAUUUCUGGACCCAACACGUAAAGGUGUUCUCAGCAACAGUUGAAAGUAUUUUCUCUAUCAUCUUAUUCUAAAUGUGCUUAUUAUUUUGUAGGGCAUCACGUAUCUGUGUUCUGAAUCUUUGAUUCAAAAUAUUUCAUUUUACUUUUUCAGACUUUAAAGUUGGAAAUACAUUUGGAUUAUUUAAAAUGA
This is a messenger RNA of Hipposideros armiger (great roundleaf bat), 5625 nucleotides long. It is a transcript of the gene AGGF1, whose product is annotated as angiogenic factor with G-patch and FHA domains 1. The transcript is spliced from 14 exons. Bases 826 to 2970 code for a protein of 714 amino acids. Gene Ontology annotation, molecular function: protein binding; nucleic acid binding. Gene Ontology annotation, biological process: positive regulation of angiogenesis. Lineage: Eukaryota; Metazoa; Chordata; Mammalia; Chiroptera; Hipposideridae. The record is from RefSeq and is a predicted model, not a curated record.